Messenger RNA from Tetrahymena thermophila SB210, 1266 nucleotides. RefSeq lists its product as hypothetical. The record is from RefSeq and is a predicted model, not a curated record. The transcript has 8 exons. Lineage: Eukaryota; Ciliophora; Oligohymenophorea; Hymenostomatida; Tetrahymenidae.
AUGAUAGUUUUAUUGACAUUCAUUCUUUUCUUGAAAUCAGCAUGUAAAUUUAGAAAAAUAAAAGAAAAAUUUUAGCAAAAUUAUUUUAAAGUAAGCAUAAUUAACACUGAGACUUACACUAAAUAUAUAGAAUUCAAUUUAGAUAAAUGUGCUUACACUGGUUUUCUCACCAUAAUUGGAAGUUAUACAUGCCCUAUUUAAGUAUAAGUAGGUAGUCCAGGUUAGUAAUUGACUCUCUCAAUUGCAAUUAAUAGAAUUGUACCAAAUGAUUAAUUAUAAUCAGCUACAAGUUUUUUAUUAAGUAGUGAGUGCAUACUAUAAAAUAAGUGUAUCUCUUUUUUUAUAUAAAAAAAAUUUGACGAAGCAUUCAAUCCAGAACUAACCAGCUCAUUAAAUAAAACUGGAAUUAACUAUUCAAAUACAAUAACUUAAACCGCUUUUCACAAUUUUUAAAGCAUUUAUUAAAUCAACGGAACGAUAUUAAGGAUUAAUGGUGAAUAUUAAUCAGAUUUAUUUUAGAUUUCAGAAGAAGUAGAAUAAAAAAUUAGGAUUCCAUUUGUUUUAGUUAAUUCAAUGUGGGCUUUCAAUGCACCUACUUUUGGAAUACUAAAUUUUGAAAGACAUAAUAUGAACAGUUUAAUACUUUAAGGAUAUUUGCAAAAUUAACUCAAAACACCUAAGUUUGCCAUAACAAUUGAAAAUAAAGUAGGAAAGAUUAUAUAUGACGAAAUACCAAAAUAUUUAAAUAAUGCAAUUGAGAUAAAAACGAAAUCUUCUGACUUAUGGGAUUUAAAAAUUACAGGUAUGAUUUUGGAAGAUAAAGAUGUAUUACCAUUAGCCCAUUUUUAAUCAUUAGAAUUCACUUUAUAUCCAUUCACCUAAUUACCCAAAGGUAGCCAAAUAUUAACUAUCAUGCAUAAAAAUCUAACUUAUACAAAUAAAAUUAAAGGGAUAGUUAAUUAUCUAUUAAAGAAAUACUCACAUUUACUCAUUAAGCACGAGAACACAGUGUAAUUGUAAGAUUGUGAGCACUGUAGUUGCUUGGAAAAACUUAAUUUUCCUGAUCUGAAAAUUUAUACAGAAAAAGUAAUGAUCACUUUAACACCAAAAUAAUACUUUUCAGAGAAUUAGAGUAAAAAUAUUUGCUAAAUUGUAAUUUCGAUGGAUAAAAUUAUGCUUUCAAGUAAAUUUUAUCAAGAUUAUCCUACUAUUUUUAAUACAAAAAACGGAUCUAUAGCUAUUUUUAAAUACCUUAAUUAAAUGUGA